AUGGUCAACGUUAGUUCAGUGAAUCCACGAGGCGUUCACCUCCAAAAAAUCCAUAAUUAUUUCAGAUUCACUCCAGCUCUUCGCGAACUUCGAAGUGUUGCAUGGUGUGUUCAAUUAUCAGCCACAAAACAAGACGGUCUUUCUCGCCGUCUUCAACAAAUUUGUGAUCGCGAAAAUCUUCGAUGUGACGCGACAACUUUGAGGCGACUUUGUGAAAUGUGUGCAAAUGAUAUGAGACAUUCAAUUAAUACAUUACAAUGGGUUGCGAUUGCAGCAAGGAAAAAUCGACAAAGACAAAUUGGAAUGAAAUUAGUGCAAGAGGUUAUGGCGAAAGAAAAGAGCGGAGCUGCUUCGAUUUUUGAAAAUUGGGCGGCGGUUUUGGAAGUUUCGAAACAUUUGGAUGGGUAAGAAAUUUUGAAAAUGUUUGUUCAAAACACACCUGACGAGACGUGUCCACAAAGGACACUGUAAAAAAAUUUUCAAAAGCCACGCUGCACAUUUUUUUUAACGAAAAAGUGAAGCUUUUAUUGAUUUUCAGCGGAUUUUGGUGAAAAUUUUCAAAAAAAUUCAAAUUUUCACGCUGCACGAAAAUUUUGGGACACUCUCUCGUCAGGUGUGGUUCAAAAACAGAAUAUUUUGGAAGUUGAAAAUAAUUUCCACAAUUUUUCCCAGAGAUGUCUCAAUUCCCAUUAAAUUUUUUAGAAAUCAUCGGAUUUUCAGCUUGAAAAUUCAAAAAAUUAGAUAAAUGAAAUUUCAGAUUUUCAGCCAAAUCUUCAGCUUAAUAAUUUUUGAAACAAUCAUGAAAGUUUCCUAGAAAAUCCAAUCUUCAGAGAUUUUCAGAUCGAUUUUUUCUAGGAAAAAACAUUAAUUUUAUCUGAUCCUUAUUAGCCUAGUUUUCAGGUCUAAAUUUGGUUUUUUGUGCCUAACCAUUGCUUUUGAAUAAUCUACAAAAAUGUCCAUUUUUCCAGAAAAGGAGCUGUAAAAUCAGUUCACGAUCGAGUUUUGGCAAUUCAAAAAAUCGCUGCAGAUCACGGUGGAGAAGAUCGUUUUGUUUCUGGUUUAUAUGCAAAUUGUUUGGUAUCACUUCCAAUUGGGCAAAUUCGAAAAGCUUCGAGAACCUUCUUAUUUUAUGAUGCUCUGCAGAAAAUUGUUAGUUUCAUAAUCUUCUUGAUUUCUUUAGUUUUUCAACUAGUUACUUCAACUCAAUUUUUUUGCAGACCCACACACUUCAAAAUUGGACAGUUCAACGCUAUAAUUUUGUGUUUUUCGUCAAACUUCAUUUAACAAUUGCAACUCAUGCUCGAGUUAAUAUUAUAUAUCCACAAAUUGAACAAAAUUCACAUCAAAAAUUGAAGGAAUCUGAAGAAACAUUGAAUUGUGUGAGAUCAAAUGGAAAUGUGUCAAAAGGAGCAGCGAAAAAGGAUUUGCUUUUGGAUAUUUUGCCGUUUUUGGUUGCCAUUGUACAACCACCCAUUAAACCGGUAAGAGAUUUGGGAACGGGUUUGGGAAAUUGGGAAACAAGAAAUUGGAAACAAUUUUGAAAUUUUUGAUUGACGUGAUAUUUUUUUGAAAACUUGAACAUAAUUGAAAAUCUAUAAUUUGAAUUUUCAGAAAAAUGUUGAAGUUUGAAAAAGUAUAAUUCUCCUAGAACUGAAAAUAAUAAAUUUUGAAUUCAUGUUUUUUUGCAGAUGAAUGAGCAACUUUACACUCAACGCGAUUUAUCUCUUCUUAAUUCUACAGUAUCUGCAAUGGUUGAUUAUGGUUUAACAUAUUCGGCAACAAUGGUAAAAGAUCAAAUAAAUUGGCUAUUUUCUCCAUCAAUCGAUAUUCUAACAAUGUUCCCAAUUUUGGGACAAAAACGUAAUUGUUUGGCAAAUGCUGUUCGACAAAUUAUUGCACAUAAAAUCACAUUGUUGAGAGUGAAUUUAGCUGAAACAAGUGAGAAUUCGAAUGGAAAAAGUGGAAAAAUUAUGACAAAUACGGAGAAAAUCAAACAAAUUGUUGAUGAGGAAAAUAUGAAAACGAAAAAUGUGAAAAGAUUAUCGACGGGAGCUAUGAAAAGGCAAAGAGUAAGGAUUUUUGAACGAAAUAAAAUGAUUUCGAAAAAUUAUCAAAUACUUUUCAGUACCAGCAAUUAUCGGAUGUAAUAUUCAAUCAUCAAGAUGGAGACAGUAGUGCUGUUAAAAAGAAAAUAACAAUGCAUCAAAUGAAUUGUCUUCUUUUUGGUGAAACUUGA
Caenorhabditis angaria is the source of this 2236-nucleotide messenger RNA. Lineage: Eukaryota; Metazoa; Nematoda; Chromadorea; Rhabditida; Rhabditidae. The record is from the annotation of a GenBank genome assembly.